Protobothrops mucrosquamatus (brown spotted pit viper) is the source of this 669-nucleotide messenger RNA. RefSeq names its product fatty acid-binding protein, adipocyte. Gene Ontology annotation, cellular component: nucleus; cytosol. The record is from RefSeq and is a predicted model, not a curated record. The coding region runs from base 106 to 504 and encodes 132 amino acids. Gene Ontology annotation, molecular function: fatty acid binding. Gene Ontology annotation, biological process: fatty acid transport. NCBI's taxonomy places the organism in Eukaryota, Metazoa, Chordata, Lepidosauria, Squamata, Viperidae. The transcript is spliced from 4 exons.
UCAAGGCACCUUUUUAAAGGCAUGAGUGAAGUUAGUAACAGAAGUGACUAUAUUGAGGUUUGCAGGAAGGUGUUUGGAGUGUGUUAGGAGACUUAGUCCUUCACAAUGUGUGAGCCAUUUUUGGGAACUUGGAAACUAAUUUCAAGUGAAAAGUUUGAUGACUACAUGAAGGAGCUGGGUGUGGGCUUUGCCACUAGGAAAAUAGCUGGAGUGGCCAAGCCCAAUGUAAUUAUCACCUGCAGUGGGGGUGUUAUAACCAUCAAGUCAGAAAGCAGUUUCAAAAACACUGAGAUUUCCUUCAAACUAGAAGAAGAAUUUGAUGAGACCACAGCAGAUGACAGAAAAGUAAAGAGUAUUGUGACACUAGACAAUGGCUCACUCAAUCAGGUGCAGAAGUGGGAUGGCAAAGAGACAAUAAUAAAAAGAAAAAUAGAGGAUGGAAAAAUGGUUGUGGAGUGUGUUAUGAACAAAACUGUCUCCACUAGAGUGUAUGAGAAAGCAUGAAAAAUCCAUGUUGUACAAAUUAGAAGUAUCUCGAAACAAAAUAUGAUUCAGGGAGCAGAGCCUGUUCUUCAGAAGCUGAAUUUGACAGCCCAACUCCCAAUUACUUUUGUACCUAAUUCAAAAUAUUUUGGUUAUUCAAUAAAGUGUUUACCUUGAAAUGAAAAA